AUGAUUCGGGACCAGUGUAAAGCGUACUGCCAGUGCUCCUACUGCAAGCAGACUGGGGGGCAAAUGCGAGGUAUCCCGGACAGCAUCAAGCUUGCUUCUGGGAAGGGGCGCAGCAGGGAUGAACUGUAUCUCCGCACUCUUAACCAAACUCUUCGAGCAAGAAGUCUGAUGGCAAGCUCGAAGAAUGCUUGCAAAUUUCAACCGGAUGAAAUACUGCAAAGCACACGUGGGGAUAUGGCGAGAGCGGCACUGACCGUUCCAGUACGACGCCGCGAUCGCCUACAGGAGCUUCUUAUUCUUGAGAACAAGGAGCGGAUUAAGGCUGAGCGCCAACGGCGACAAAAUCUUCGGGCGAUGGGCCUCCCAGACGACGCGGACAAGACAUCGCGGGAUUGUGCAGUUGACACCCGUGAUGACUUUGAUGUUGCAAGAGAAUUGGGCAAAACGAAUGAAGCCGAGGUGGUGGUACCACGGGCGCAUUCAGCGGAUGAAGAUCUGCGUCAUGUCCUGAACACCGUAAAAGCCAUUACGGACGAACACGACGCAAGGGAUUCGAGCAAAUCAAUAACAUCUGAUCAGAUUCAUCGGCUGCGUCGACUCGUGCAGGAGUAUGAUAACAAGAGAAAGAAUACGACUGCUGACUCUCCACUACAGCCCCACGUGGCUGAUCAUCGUCACCAGGUGUCACAGCCACAUAUUCAGCAAAAAUUUUUUCCGUCUAUCCGUGACCGCUCCACGCGUCGCCUUAAGUACAAUUCCCAUCCGUACGGCACAGGCGUGGUUUGGUUGCCGCUUGAAGAGGACAACACGGAUGAAGACGGUAAGAACGCCACAUUUACUGCUGCUGGGAGGCUUGACAACACCAGAUUGGAUGACAAGGCAUACGCAGAGCACCAGUAUCCAGGAAGCACUUACAACAAAUAUCUGAACGAUGACCCAAAAGCUGCAGAGGGAACGACGUUGAAUGAUGCUUCUCCACCAACAGCUGACAAUCUUGCGGCAUCGGCUGACCUGAAGAUUCUGGGGAAGGGGAAAAAUGCAGAGAAUGUGGAUCUCCCCGAUGCUGAGAGGAAAAAGUCGUUGAAGGAAACACCAUCCUAUAAGAGCUCCGCUGCGUUCUGGCGUACCACAAAUCAAGACCGUGCUGCCCAAAUGCAGCGCUUUUUGGAAUUCAAAAAGCUACAAGCUGAUGCAGCUCGUGUGUACGCUGAGAGUGCAGUGAGGCGUCCUGCUGAGGUUGGAACCGCAGAUGCUGUUGCUGCAGGAGAUCGAAACACUUUUUGA
Messenger RNA from Trypanosoma cruzi, 1284 nucleotides. RefSeq lists its product as uncharacterized. The record is from RefSeq and is a predicted model, not a curated record. Bases 1 to 1284 code for a protein of 427 amino acids. The transcript has a single exon. NCBI's taxonomy places the organism in Eukaryota, Euglenozoa, Kinetoplastea, Trypanosomatida, Trypanosomatidae.